Molecule: messenger RNA, 861 nt
Organism: Paramecium tetraurelia
Lineage: Eukaryota; Ciliophora; Oligohymenophorea; Peniculida; Parameciidae
Exons: 2
Source: RefSeq, a predicted model, not a curated record
AUGUUAUAAGUUUAUUUAGUUAGAUAUGAUUGUUUAAAAAUACAAUAACUCAUACCGAGUAGAAUAUUUUGCGUUAUCUUUUACACUAUUUGCAUAAUAGAUCUCUUGCUGCUUCUAUUCUCUUGCUCAUUUUUUAUUAUUCCAUAUUAAUAGCAAGAAUUCGAACAAUAAUACAUAAUUGAAAAAGAAACCUCGGAUUGGGAACUUGAUUUAAAUUAACAAGAUUUUAAAAAGUUCAUUAUUGAAGGCUCAUUGAAUCAAGAAAGGUUCAAAUUCAAUCAGGUUCAUAGAGAUCCCUACUUGCUAUUGAAUUCCACUACUCUAUUUCAGAAAACAGGUUUUCAUGAAUAUUUUGGAUACAUUAAUUAUCAGAUAGCCAAACUCACAAAAUCAAAAAAGUUAUGUCUGCAACUAAUGUAUAAUCAGAGAUUCAAAUAACAAAUGAUCUAAGAAUUACCACAAUGCAGUAAUAACAUUGGAGUAUCUAUAAUACCUUGGUUUUGGAAGGGUGAUUCAAUACAAUACUUGGCGGAGAUCUGUUUGAAGGUUUCCAUUGAGGAUAAUUAAUUAUAAUACUAAGGGGGAUGUUAUAACAAUGGGUUUAUUUACAAAGAAUUGGGAAAGGACAACUUACAAACAUUUGAGAAUUUGUCCAUUUAUAUUCGCCAUGUGAAUGACCCAUACAUAAGUGGAGUGGAAUAUUCAAAUAAUUAUGAAAAGCCAAAACAGGAUAACCAUAAUCAAUUCCCUAAAUUCAUAUAUUAUUGUUUUUUAUUUGGAUGUGCAGGGAUAAUUUACUUGAUAUUUAUAUACUUGAUAUUGACUCUGAGAAGGAAUAGUGAGAAGACACAAUUUGUGUGA